Molecule: messenger RNA, 1375 nt
Organism: Owenia fusiformis
Lineage: Eukaryota; Metazoa; Annelida; Polychaeta; Sabellida; Oweniidae
Source: the annotation of a GenBank genome assembly
AAACCAUUUAAUGGCCUUCAAUCAACCACCUGUUGAUGGCGCCAUCUUUAUGAACUUUGGACAAUGAUUUUUCUCAAGUUUACAAGUAGAUCUAACUGUAAACGUUUUUUGCUUGGUCAUUCUGUUCCCCACAUACUAUUUGUAGGUGUCUUCAUCAGACAAUUCAUGCCCUGUUUCGCUAGCACCAUGAAGGCAGCACAAUUCACCCCAGGGCCCCCAGAGAAUAUCAACAUAGGGGAGGUGCCUAUCCCUACACUCAGAAGUAGUGAGGUUCUCUUAAAGGUGUAUACCACAGCAAUCAACAGAGCUGAUACUCUACAGAGGAAGGGAUUAUAUCCUGCCCCGAAAGAUGAAAGCAACAUCCUUGGUUUAGAAGCUGCUGGGACUGUUGAGAAACUGGGCCCUGAUGUCAAAACUUUGAAUGUAGGGGACAGAGUCAUGGCUUUACUACCAGGUGGCGGUAAUGCAGAAUAUGUUGCAGUUCGAGAGAAUCAUACAAUUAAAGUGCCAUCUUCGAUGACAUGGACCAAAGCAGGUGCUAUCCCAGAAGUCUGGUUAACUGCUUAUCAACUUUUGCAUUUUGUGGGUCACGUUAAACCAGGGGAAACAGUGUUACUGCAUGCAGGAGGUAGUGGAGUCGGGACAGCCGCCACGCAACUAUGCGACUUGAUUGGUGCAAAAGCCAUUGUCACUGCAGGCAGUGAGGCUAAAAUCAACAUGGCUAAAUCUCUCGGAGCAGUCGCAGGAUUCAAUUAUAAAGAAGUGGAUUUUGCUGAAAAAGUACUUGAGUUUACGGAAGGUAAAGGCGUUGACCUCAUAUUGGAUCCAGUUGGAGGAAGUUACUGGGAAAAGAACACUGCUGCAAUUGCUUUAGAUGGAAGAUGGGUUCUCUAUGGCUCAAUGGGAGGUGGAAAGGUUGAUGGAGACAUCCUCGCUAAAAUAUUACGUAAGCGCAUACAGUUGACUGGUAGCACUCUACGUACACGCUCAAAUCAAUACAAGGCUGAACUCGUAAAGUCAUUCGAGGAGCAUACAUUAGAACAUUUCCAAAGCGGAAAACUGAAACCUAUUAUUGAUACAGUGCUCCCUUUAUCUAAAUUAGCAGAUGCACAUGCUCUGAUGGAAAGCAAUAAAAACAAUGGGAAAAUAGUGAUAGUUGUGCGAGAUGAUGAAAGUGACAUUAAAGCAGAAUUAUGAUGACUCUUAUGCUAUAUUAUUCGUAAAACUACUAUCAUGGGUGUGAAACAUAGGCAAGGCAAAUUUGUUUUUUAUAAUGUAUGUAUCAAAUGAUUCAAAUGUGUGUUCCUGGCUAAUAGUAAUUCAACAUACAAAGUUGGUUAAUCACGGCCAUAAUUAUAUUACUGGAAAAUUCAGG